AUGAACGCCACAGAGAACGAUCGAAACAAGAACGUCGGUCUCACGCGUCUCGUGAACGGCUACGUUUCCUUAACUCCCGAUCAACUCUCGUUGAUGGACAACGCCGGUUGGCUCGACGAGCAGGGGAAAUUGACUGAUGCAGCCGGCUACUUUGACGUAUCGAUACCGCUGAAUAUGAUUCUGAGAUUUGUCGAGGAUUAUCAGAAGAUCGUCGUUAAGGCCAAACACGAGACUGCUGCGGAAGAAUGCAAAGUUGUAAUUCUAAAGUUAGAAAGGUUGAUACCGUACAUAAGAGUUUUGGAUCGCCGAAAGAUUAAGCUGCUGCGAUUCAUCGAGAAGGACGCGCCCAUCUCCAUGAGUUUUCGUACCUGGGAGUUAUACGAAUAUCCUCUUCUUCCCGCCACUUCGAAACACGUAUGGACGGUCAAGACGUCGGCGCAGCUAGAAAAAUCACAAUACGUUACAUUGCGAUUCCAAACGAGUAGAAAGAGUAAAAAAAAUAAACAUGCGAGUCACUUCGAUCAUUGCAAUGUCGGAGACGUUAAACUGUUUUUGAAUGCGCAAUGUUACCUGUAUGGAAAUCUUAAUCUUAACAUUAGUCGCACUCAAUUUGCUUUGUUGUACGAGAUGUAUGCAAACUUUCAAGCUGCAUACUACGGUAAAGAUCCCGAGCCUUUGUUGACGAAGAACGAAUUUUUGGAAUAUGCACCGCUGAUCGUCAUCGAUUGUUCUAAACAAAACGAGUCCCUCAAGUUCGGGCCGGUCGACAUUCGUCUCGAGUUCGAGGCGGAAAACAAUUUUCCCGCCGAAACUUCGACAUCCUGCUUAAUCCUACACGAUCGUAUCGUCGAGUACAACCCGAUCAGUGGUGGGAUGGAGAAAUUUGUAUAA
Orussus abietinus is the source of this 891-nucleotide messenger RNA. RefSeq lists its product as uncharacterized. The transcript is spliced from 2 exons. NCBI's taxonomy places the organism in Eukaryota, Metazoa, Arthropoda, Insecta, Hymenoptera, Orussidae. The record is from RefSeq and is a predicted model, not a curated record. The coding region runs from base 1 to 891 and encodes 296 amino acids.